Brugia malayi is the source of this 147-nucleotide messenger RNA. NCBI's taxonomy places the organism in Eukaryota, Metazoa, Nematoda, Chromadorea, Rhabditida, Onchocercidae. The record is from the annotation of a RefSeq genome assembly.
UCUAAGGUUCGAAAAGGAUUUCAAGAAAUAGCUAUAAAGGAGCCUGAUAGAUAUAGUAUUAUAAAUGAAAUUGAAGCUAAGGAUAACAAUCAAGUUCAUGUUGAAAUUGUCAACAAAGUCACUGCAACAAGGCCGGUUUUGCUAAGA